AUUACUAUUCUGCACCACCUAAAAUUCAAAUGAAACACGUUCUGUGACCUGCAUGGACUUAUGAGGCAAAUGGCAUGUGUUGUAUCACUUUCAGUGCAAAAUUGCACAAUAAAUAUUGCUACAUAAGAUAUUCACAAAAGACCUUCAAAGGCCUUUCAGACAUGUCUGGAAAUACAAGUCCUUUUUCAUUGCACCUGUAUGUAAGGCAUGACCUCUCAGAUAUUUAAAAAAUGAUCAAUAUUUCCUGAACAUACACAGAGGAAUGUAGGAACAAAUCAGGACUUCCGACUAUAAUAAUAUACUAUAAUAAAAAUAAAUUAAUGACACCCUGUUUAGACAUCAUUAACAUCACUAGAUCUAAAGGCUCAACAGUAAACAAAGAGCCCCUGUUGAAGCUUAUAAAACACGCCACAACAGUUUUAUUAAAAUGGAGCCAGUAGAAUGAUCCUACGUGUAAAUAUCACUGAAACUGCUGCAUUUAAGUCUCACACUAUAUGUUCCCAACAGUGAAGACAAGUCUGGAAUUGAAUAUUGUUUUGAGUGGUAUUGAGGAUUCUUUUUUUUUUUUUUUUGUAGCUGAAGGGUUUAUGAAAUAAUAAAAUAUGUAGAGAUUGGAAUUGGGUGUUGCUGAGACUGCUUAUUGAACUGCAGAAGUUUCACUGUCUGCUAGACUGACUGAAUUGCUAACAUUCUUAUCUGUUUGUCUGCACAGAGCCUGUCUGUCUGAAAGUGUGAAGUGUCCAGAUCAUCAAGAAGAAUGAAUAUGAAUGAGAAAGAGGUUGCUUUGUGGUCUGAGGGAGGGCUAAAUGUCACUCUCACCAUCCGCCUACUAAUGCAUGGAAAAGAAGUGGGCAGUAUCAUUGGGAAGAAAGGGGAAACUGUCAAGAAAAUGAGAGAAGAGAGUGGAGCACGCAUUAAUAUCUCUGAUGGCUCCAGCACAGAACGAAUCGUCACCAUCACUGGUGCCUCUGAGGUCAUCUUCAAAGCUUUUGCCAUGAUUGCGGAGAAGUUUGAUGAGGAUAUACUGGCCUGCAUGGUGAACAGUACAGUGUCAAGCAGACCUCCUGUCACGCUACGCCUUGUGUUCCCUGCCAGUCAGUGUGGCUCUCUCAUCGGCAAAGGAGGCUCCAAAAUCAAAGAGAUCAGAGAGACCACAGGUGCACAGGUGCAGGUAGCUGGAGACUUAUUACCGGAGUCUACUGAGAGAGCAGUGACCAUCUCUGGCACUCCCAAUGCCAUCACACAAUGUGUGAGACACAUCUGCAUGAUCAUGCUGGAGUCACCGCCUAAAGGAGCAACAAUUCCUUAUCGGCCCAAGCCAUCCUCUGGUGGCAAUCCCACAGUUUUAUCCCAACCACAUACAGCUCCUACUUUUGCUGUUCCAGCACAGUACACUAUUCCUCCCCAAGACUUGACCAAGCUUCACCAGUUGGCUAUGCAGCAUAUCCCCUUUACCUCCCUUGGGCAGAGCAACCCUACUUUCCCUGGUCUGGAUAUGUCGGUUUCUCCAAGUUCUUAUGAGCUGAGCAUACCUAAUGAGCUCAUAGGCUGCAUUAUUGGCAGACAAGGCACUAAGAUCAAUGAAAUUCGCCAGAUGUCUGGAGCCCAAAUCAAGAUAGCCAGUGCCACAGAUGGCUCAGCAGUACGUCAUGUCACCAUUACUGGCUCCCCAGCAAGCAUCUGCCUGGCCCAAUACCUCAUCAGUGCCAGUUUAGAGGUGGCUAAACUCAGCAUCCAGGCUGCCUCCUCUUCCUCCAGUACUACUGUUGACCUCGGCCUGAGUUUCUCCCAGUCUGCCUCUCCUGCCUCUGCCUCUGCGGCCAUGCUGGCUGCUCCCUCGGCCAUUAACGUCCACUCACCCCCGGCCAUGCACUCGAUCCCUACUACCCACUAUGCUCUUCCAGUCUCCAGCCUGCUUGGCAUGAAAACUGUGCCUCUGCUGACUGUGCACACCGCUGCCUCGCCGGGCCUCGCUCCCUACACCACAAAAAUCCCUGCCUCAGCCUCCAUAAAAAAAUCAGAGCAUCAGAGGUUCACCCCCUACUGAGCAACACUGGCAAUCUUUCAUUUACUUACUAUGUUUUCUGGUUUUGGGGCAUCUUUGACAACUUUGAAGAUGUUGUCCUUUUUUGUAUAUUUCUGUACAAUAUUAUGCAAAUGAAAUGAAAUGCAUCUCAUGUCAUCCUGCAUUUCCUUUGGCAUUUCAUUUAGAAAUGUUUCAGAUAGUGAUAUCAAGCCAUAUUUUUCUGACACUCCAUUCACCCCUUUUUUAUAACCAUAACUACUGUGAUUGCACUUACAGAAUGUUGAUUUUGAAACCUUGCUCAAACUUAUUAAGGUAGUCAAUUACAUGCAAUUAUUGUACAUGCAUAUACAUGAUCUUGAAAAUAUCUUUUUUUUUAUUAAGUACAAAUCCUUUGUUUUUACUUAGUCUCAAAUAGUCACAUUGAGUCUCUGUUACUGAAUAUAUCACCUGUGCUAGCUGCUUAAAAGCAGGAAAUUGACAUGUUAUUUAAUUUAGGACAAAAAUACAAAUAUUAAUCCCAUAUAGCAUACAACUAUGCAAAAUAUUUAAGGUUAUAGUGACAUGAGGAAAUGAGCUACAUGUAUGUAAAUGACAAUGUAUUAUGGUUAUUUGUGAUUUUAUUGUUUAUUUUAUUGAUGUUUCUAUUGUUUCCGGUUAACUGUAACCAUGUACAAGUUUAAUUUUUCACUAAGCUUGAAAUGGAGCAGAGGUGGUAUGCAUCCCUGGCAGAAAAUGGGUUAUAUUUGUGUCAUAGGUAUUAUGAACCGUAGUAAUUGCUAUAGUCCUUUGGCCCUGAUGGUGUACUCCUUUCCAAGGCUUUAUGUAGUCGAAGCUGGCCUGGGGUCUCUUUAGUCAUGCUGACAUGCUGCAGUCUCUCAUUUUCCCCCUGGAUUAUUGCCAUAUGGUAUUCUUGAGUUCUCGGUAUUAUUCAUUAGUCACAGGUUUGAUUAUAUGCAAAUUGACAACAUGUAAUGUUUACUAAAGAAAAAAUAUAAACUUUACUAAACUUUA
Molecule: messenger RNA, 3037 nt
Organism: Ictalurus furcatus (blue catfish)
Lineage: Eukaryota; Metazoa; Chordata; Actinopteri; Siluriformes; Ictaluridae
Exons: 12
Coding region: 758-2047 (429 amino acids)
Biological process (GO): regulation of RNA metabolic process; regulation of gene expression
Cellular component (GO): nucleus; cytoplasm
Molecular function (GO): mRNA binding
Source: RefSeq, a predicted model, not a curated record